GCGAACAACCACUCUCUCUCCACCCCGCUCCAAUCUCUGGACUUCGACCAAGCCAUGGAUAUAGAUCGAGACCCUCCCUCAAAACGACGCCGGACGUCAAGCGAAGAUUCGUUCUCGUCGAGAAAUUCCGCCGCCGAACCACGAUCCCAUCUUCCCGCCCUGCGCCAUCCAGAUUCCCGAGACGCCAGAAGGGGGAGAGGAUAUUCGAGUUCGAGGAGCAGGAACGCGAGUCGCGAUGACACUCCAAACAUUCGUCGGUCAAGGAGCCGCAGCCGAUCGCGUUCCAGAAGAAGUCUGAGCAGAUCCCGCACCCCAAGUUCGGUGUACGAGUCCGGGCGAGAGCAUCAACCCCGUUCAAGAUCAGAGUCAAGACGGAGGCCAAGGUCACGGUCAAGGUCAAGAUCCAGAUCAUUUGACUCGUCGCUCGACCGUCGGGGCUCACGUUCUCGCUCUCGAUUGCCGUCGGCGUCACCCAUCCCAGGCCCGACAGAAAAGCCCAAGUCUCUCAACUUCACCCCUCUAAUCACUCUCGCGCGCGCCCACGCUCGAGGUAUCACCUCCAUCAAAUUUUCCCCUGACAUGACUCUCCUGGCGACCGCGUCGGCGGACAACGCCAUAAACAUCUACUCCGUUCCCUCAAAUCCAACGCCCGACACACCUCUAAAGCACAUACGCACGCUACGCGCACAUUUAGCAGGCGUAAACGCAAUAGCCUGGUCUCCAGUGGGACCACCCUAUACCCUUGUCUCGGCCGGCGACGACAAAUCCAUCCUCCUGUGGUCUCCCCUGUCAUCGGACUUCCCUAUUGCGCCCUCACCUUUUAUGGGACACAGCAACUACGUUUAUUCCCUCGCCUUCUCUCCCAAAGGGAACAUGCUUGUUUCCGGCUCCUUCGACGAAGCGGUCUUUCUGUGGGACGUGCGCUCCGGCCGCGUCAUGCGCAGCCUGCCGGCCCACUCCGACCCCGUCGGUGGCGUGGAUUUCUUAAAAGAUGGCACGAUGGUCUGCUCCUGCGCCGGGGACGGGCUGAUUCGCAUAUGGGAUGCCGGGACAGGACAGUGUCUCAAAACCCUGGUCGACGAGGACCGCAAGGCCGUCACGAGCGUGCGAUUCUCCCCCAACGGGAAAUUCGUGCUUGCGUGGACGCUGGACAACUGUGUCAGGCUGUGGAACUACAUUGAAGGGCGAUGCGUCAAGACGUACCAAGGCCACGUGAACCAAGAGUACAGCCUCAGCGGGACGGUCGGGAGCUACUCUCACAAAAGCGGCACCGGGCAGCGCAGGCUGGAAGCGUUCCUGGCCAGUGGGAGCGAAGACGGGGACGUGCUGGCGUGGGACGUCACGAGCAAGGAAAUCCUCUGGCGCGGCAAGGGACACCGCGACGUCGUGCUGGCGAUGGACUUUGGGAGGACCCAGGAGGGCAAGGGCCUGCUCGUGAGCGGCGGCAAGGACCGCGACUUGCGCAUCUGGAUGCUGGAGGGCGACGAGGCGGAUGCCGACUUCUUCGCCGCCACCACCGCCGCGGACAGGCAGGACUUGGACAGAGGCCGCGACGACGUGGACAUGGACAUGGACAUGCAAAUGACCAUGGACAUGGGCGAUGUGGUCGACGGGCCGACCUCGCGUGGCAAUCACGAUAUGCACGGCGAUGCAGGGGGAGGAGGAGGAGGGGGAGCAGCAGCAGUCGGCGACGGCAACGACAUGGACAUUGAUGGUGAAAACCCUGCUUGACCGAUAGCCCCAGGUCGGGAACCCCGAAUUUAUAUGUGAUUCCUAGAAAGCGCAAACACUCGACGAAUCCCAUUUUCGUUGACAAAACAAAGCAUAAUACCUGAAUUGC
Messenger RNA from Cladophialophora immunda, 1840 nucleotides. RefSeq lists its product as uncharacterized. Bases 55 to 1731 code for a protein of 558 amino acids. Gene Ontology annotation, molecular function: protein binding. The record is from RefSeq and is a predicted model, not a curated record. NCBI's taxonomy places the organism in Eukaryota, Fungi, Ascomycota, Eurotiomycetes, Chaetothyriales, Herpotrichiellaceae. The transcript has a single exon.